Messenger RNA from Alternaria triticimaculans, 963 nucleotides. RefSeq lists its product as uncharacterized. NCBI's taxonomy places the organism in Eukaryota, Fungi, Ascomycota, Dothideomycetes, Pleosporales, Pleosporaceae. The record is from RefSeq and is a predicted model, not a curated record. The transcript has 2 exons. Bases 1 to 963 code for a protein of 320 amino acids.
AUGGCUGCGCAACUUCAGUCAACUGCACGACCUGCGCAUACCAAGACUACCGAGCCUUGCCAGAGCCCUAAGCCAAUCAAUCCUUCCCGGCAGAAUUCUAUCGUGGUACCAGUCACUGUUGACGAUCUCACCUUCCUCGACCCGGGUGACGAAGAAGCCAAGAGGGAGCUGAACCGCGAGGCUGAGCGGCGCACAUUGUUCCAAAAUGUGUCGAAUGGUGUACUUCAGAUACCCAAUGGUUAUCGCAAGGUUGAAGUGCUGAUAAUACGUUGGGAUGAGAGUGUCGACGAGUUCAAAGGCCACGAGCAAGAGUCGCUUCGCGAACUCUUAUUCGAAGCAAAGGGUGGAACAUUUCCAGUCAUCAAACUGUGGGAAAGAAUCAACACUAAGAGAACAACACAGGCCGCUCUGAUGUGGGAUCGCUUACAGCGAUACAAACGUAAUGUGGAGCUUGGACGACUCGAUCCAAAUCCAGAACGGGACGAGUCUUUUCGCAACGAAGAACCGGAAAAAGCCUCACUUGUUUUGCGCUUCUCGCUCAAAGAAGAGGCGCUCGGCAACUCUCAGGUUGAGAUGCUUGCCCGACAGUUGCCCGCAGUCUUCAAGGAGGCCGGGGUUCUUGUGCGGCGAAUGGAGUACGUGGAGCUUGAGCGACGAGACGAUGCAGCGAAGGCUUUCCGCGCCGAACCUGGAAGACGGUAUGAUCCAGCGAAAGCUUUCCGUAAGGUAGUUCACCAGGUACAGGAAAACAUUUCCAGCGACAAGAUGGGUCAUGGCGAGCAUGAGAAACAGUCUGCGACACUUGAGCCAAGGAAGCGCAAAAGCUCGUACUCAGACACGCUUCUGGCACCUAAGAGAAAUGCGAGAGAGAGCUCGCUCACGUCAGAGGAAGCCACCGAUUCAGGCUUGUGCACGCCGCCGAAGAGACAUACAAAGCCGGGGUCUGAGGCUCAUAAGUGCUGA